GCUACAAUUGAAACCAUAUAUUUGGAUAUGACUGAGCGGACAGAAAUAUGUAUAAGCUCUGAUGCACUUAGAAAGAUGCCAAAGCUAAGGUUACUUGCUUUUGCUAACGACAAUGGCUAUGGACAAAAGAGAGUUGAUUAUACAUUGAGUCUUCCAACAGCUCUGGAGUUGCCUAAUAACUUGAGAUACAUUCAAUGGGAUGGAUGUCCAUUAAAAUCUCUAUCAACCACUUCUUGGCCAAGCAAGCUUGUUGAACUCUCCAUGCCGUAUAGUGAUCUUGAAAAGCUUUGGGAUGAGCCCCUGAAUUUUCCAAGUUUGGAGCUAAUUUAUCUGGCUAGUUCGAAACGAAUGAUAGAGUGUCCAGAUUUAUCCGGUGCUCCAAAUCUAAAAGAAGUGUGGGUGAAUGGUUGUGACAAAUUAACUCAUCUUCACCCUUCUAUUUUCUCUCUUCCAAAGCUUUCAGGGUUAUGUGUGUAUGGAUGCAAAGAACUUAAGAGCCUAAGCAGCAACAAUUGUUCAACAUCCCUUGAAAGAGUUGUUGCCUACAACUGCCCAAAUCUGGAAGAAUUCUCAAUCCCAAUUUCAAAAGACCAUUCUGAUAUUCAUGUCCAUUUGAGGUCAACUGCCUUGAAACAACUACCAUCAUCAAUUGUGCAUCUUCAACAUCUUGUGAACUUCUCCUUUCCAAUCAGCGAUCUCCUCAUGGAUCUUCCUGAAAAGUACACCAAUCAAAUCAUGCUUUCAGACCCUAACAACCAAGAAUGUGACUCAGUGGCCACCUUACGCAGAAUACUACCCAGCCCUAUGUUCCAUUAUCUAAAAGAAUUGAAGUUUGAUGGAUGUCAAAGUUUAACUGAACUCCCAGACACAAUCUCUUUGUUAUCGUCAUUGUUGUUGAUAAGCCUACAUAACACUAACAUCACUUCCUUUCCAGAAAACAUUAAGACUCUUCCGCGGCUCAAGGUUGUUAUACUUUGUCAUUGUGAAAGGUUACAACAUGUACCAGCGCUUCCACCUUCCGUUCAUGACUUCAAGGUCUGGGACUGCAAAUCUUUGAGGACAGUGUCAGGUUCCAAUACAGAAGAACUGAAAAUACAGCAUGGUACUACUUUUAUAUUCCUAAACUGCGUGAUGUUGGAUGAAGAGUCAUACAAUACCAUUUUGAAAGAUGCCAUUGCUAGGAUGGAAAUCAAGGCAAAAUCACUAUCAGCAACAAGAACAGAAAACAGAAUUGAAGAAUGCACUGUUGUUGAUGAUGGUGAUGGCUUUCUUAGUGAGGAUAACGCCAACGUUGGCAAGAUUUGUUAUUUCUUGCCAAUUAGAGGAAGUAAACUUGAUGACUUGUUCCAUAAUGGAUCUUCACAAAAUUCCAUCAGCAUUCAACUGCCACUAAGUUCCAAUUUCUCUGGUUUCAUUUUCUACUUGGCUCUUCCUCCAAUACCACCAUGUAAUACUGGUGACCUUGACAUUAGGUUUGGGUUUGAAUGUUACUUGGAAACAAGUUGGGGUCAAAGGACCCAUAUAGCAAGUUCGUCCUUAAUAGGAUGGGGCUGCAGUUUUUACCAUGGCUUUCAGAUGAAUGUUAUGUCGGAUCAUGUGUUAUUAUGGUAUGAUUCCCAAUGCUGUAAGCAGAUAAUGAAAAUAAUCAGAGGAAGAAAGGCCAUUGAUGAUGAUGACAAUAAUGCAAAUCUGGAAGUUAAGUUCUUUGCUCGGCUACCAAAUAAGGAGGAAGUGGUGAUAAAAGAGUGUGGCAUCCGUUGGAUAUACACAAAUAUGGAGAAGGAAUCAAGAGUGUGCAGGUUCAAGAGAAGCAGGCAAGUUUUCGAGUUAGAAGAAAAAGACUUGGAAUCUGAUGAUGAAGGAGAAGAACUAGUUCCUCCAGCAAAGAAAUUUAAGCAUAGCUUAAUGGAAGUUGAAUCAGUAGAAAACUUGAGGAAAAAACUAGAACAACUUUUGCACAUUCAAUUUGAUGGAGGCUUUCUUAGCGCGGAGAUCAAACUGGGGUACAAUGUGUAGUCCAUUUACAAUUAUAGUUCUUAUGAGCAAUUUCAGUUUAAAGAAAUAUAGCAACUGCACAUCAUUAUUGCUGAAGAUGGGUAAACUUGAAUGCCAAAGAAUAGCUUCUAGUGCCUUCAAUAGUUCAGUGCCAUCAAAAUGGGUUCUUCCCAGUUAUUUUUUCUUUUUGGUCUCAGUCCUUCUCAAUUAUAUUUCUAAAGAUACUAUUCUCUCUUUCUAUUUGUUAUUUUCUAUUUGCGAACACUCAAAUAAAAAUAAAAAUGCUCAUUUCAUCUUUUG
Arachis ipaensis is the source of this 2295-nucleotide messenger RNA. Lineage: Eukaryota; Viridiplantae; Streptophyta; Magnoliopsida; Fabales; Fabaceae. The record is from RefSeq and is a predicted model, not a curated record.